AGCCCCGUCAGCCAACCACGCGUCCCUCAACGAGCUUGCUCAUCACCGGAAUUUAUUCCUGCCCCUGUGCUAUAAAUCUGGACCCGACAGGAGUGCAAAUUACACUGGGGUCCCGGUGGUUAUCAGUUGUUGAAAGAAAAGUGCAUCCAGUUUCUGUUUCGGCCGGUUUAGACUCUAAAGGAGAGACAGAGAAAUUAGCUGAUUGGGAGAUAAUAUAUAGAAUCAUGUCUUCGGAGCAAGGCAGAGCUGAGCUGGACAGGAAGGCUAGGGAAGGAGAGGUUGUAGUCCCCGGUGGUACCGGAGGCAAAAGUCUAGAGGCUCAAGAGCACCUUGCAGAAGGGAGGAGCCGAGGAGGACAAGCGAGGAGGGAGCAGUUAGGGACAGAAGGGUACCAGGAGAUGGGGAAGAAGGGUGGGCUGAGCGCCACUGACAAGUCCGGGGGAGAGCGUGCGGCGGAAGGAGGAACCCCCAUUGACGAGUCCAAGUUCAGAACCACCGGAUGAGGAUUGAUAUAUCAUAUAUCCAUCCAUCAGUAUUCAGUAGUGGUGGUGCUUUUGAGUCUCUGAUGACUUUGUAGUAACAUAGCACGGGUAUAUAUAUGUGUGUGUGUGUGUGUGUGUGCAUGUAAAAUACUAAUAGUUAGAGGUCUGACAGACUAAGCUGGCUUAUAAGCUUAUACUAGUACUGCUUUAAUAGGAAGGAAUGGUUUUGGUUUAAGUUAAAUCUUAGGUUUGAAAUCCAUCUUCGGAUGUGUUGUUGCAUGGACAUGCAGUUGCCUAUGUAAGUCUUACUUUUCUCGUCGUCAAUAAUCAUAUAUAUUUCCUAGUUCAUCA
Messenger RNA from Coffea arabica (coffee), 833 nucleotides. Its product is annotated as late embryogenesis abundant protein EMB564. Gene Ontology annotation, cellular component: cytosol. Gene Ontology annotation, biological process: response to abscisic acid. The record is from RefSeq and is a predicted model, not a curated record. NCBI's taxonomy places the organism in Eukaryota, Viridiplantae, Streptophyta, Magnoliopsida, Gentianales, Rubiaceae.